Messenger RNA from Marasmius oreades (fairy-ring Marasmius), 1286 nucleotides. RefSeq lists its product as uncharacterized. The transcript has 3 exons. The record is from RefSeq and is a predicted model, not a curated record. Lineage: Eukaryota; Fungi; Basidiomycota; Agaricomycetes; Agaricales; Marasmiaceae. The coding region runs from base 182 to 1195 and encodes 337 amino acids.
UGAUCACGCGGAUCCGUGGGGAGAAACAAACGGACAACAAUGAGACACACACACACUACUCUUCACUAUCAAACUAUUAUAUAUCUACCAGUCCUCUCCAGGCGAGAAGGAGUCAUACAAUCUGCUACUCAAUUCUGCACUACUAUCCUAUCCCAACUCGCUACUCGGUCUGCUUGGUCAGAUGCAUAAUAUUCUCAUUGCGCUCGCGUUAUCCUUCUCAAUUGGACCCGUUACUGCUUCAAUAGACUCUGAUACACACGUUGAACACGCUCCUUGGCGGAAAUCUGAGGAGAUUCCGAAUUCUAAUGGAAGGUUUACAAGGCAUACGUCCGCCCGUGCGAGGCAUCACAGCUCCUAUGCCGUCCAUUCUAUUUCAAGUGCACACCACACUCGUACUCACCUCAACAAUAUGGAUGAUCGUGAUGUCACUUCGUAUCUUGAAGAACCGCUUGACAUUGCAAAGGGAAGCGAAGUUUUUGGACGCGUUAAUCUCAUCAGUGAUGGGAGAAUUUUAGCACAUCUUUGUGAGGACUUGAGCGCGAACAACUCCGAAGUCACUAUCAAUAUGACGAACGCUGCCACAUUCAAGCUCACAUACUUGGACUUGCCUCAACUUUCCCAUAACCACAACCUUGCAUACUUGAUGUUCAGCGGCACAAGAACUCCAUCCUGUCUUACUCUUUCGUGGUCUAUUCCAAGAUUGACCCUCGAAGAUUGCCACUCUCGCGCUCAAAUGAAACGGGCUGCUGCUAGCAAUAAGACUCAGGUUUUCCGUGUGGAUCGCACUUCAAGUUACAUUGUUCCCGUGGCAUAUCGCACGUCUGACGACACAGCUUCAAAUAUAGAGGGCGCAGAACCCGCUGAGAUGGAUAGUCCAGAUGACCCCGUAGAGUCUGACACUUUUGACACCUCAAGGACAACCGCUGCUUUUGCGUCUGGUGCUUCUCCGAUUCAGACCUUUUCAUCUUCUGAUUCCACUCCUACACCACGCAGUCAAGAUGAAAACUUGAAGGCUGCCUCCUAUACUUCAACCACUACAUCGGAGCAUCAAUUAACUUCCACUCACUCCCAGUUCACGUGUUGCUCGCAAACGGGCUCGAAGAAGGAUUCCGGCUCAGACGGAUUCCCCUUAAUCCCGAACCACGAGGUCCUAGAUGUUUAUCCCUGGAGAUUUGACAAGUUGGGCGCGGAAUGAAUGGAUAAGGAGAAUCAACUUGCUCGUAGACAGUCGUGGUUAUAGUACUUCCGCUUAAAAUUAGAAUGAAUCGUGCGCUGCGAAUGCGAAC